AUGAUGAAUGGACCCAGCCAGAAGGGGAGAACAGAAAUUACCAAGAAAUCAAAGGAAUUUAUGACACCAGCUGUAGCAGACGAAAAGGACGGAACCAUCCAGCGCCAGACCCUGAUCAUCGAAAGCCAGGCCCAUCAAAUAAAAGAGCUGACUGAGACCAUGAAAUCAAAGGAAUUGAUGACACCAGCUGUAGCAGACGAAAAGGACAGAACCAUCCAGCGACAGACCCUGAUCAUCGAAAGCCAGGCCCAUCAAAUAAAGGAGCUGACUGAGACCAUGAAAUCAAAGGAAUUGAUGACACCAGCUGUAGCAGACGAAAAGGACAACCAUCCAGCGACAGACCCUGAUCAUCGAAAGCCAGGCCCAGCAAAUAAAGGAGCUGACUGA
Acanthoscelides obtectus is the source of this 387-nucleotide messenger RNA. The record is from the annotation of a GenBank genome assembly. NCBI's taxonomy places the organism in Eukaryota, Metazoa, Arthropoda, Insecta, Coleoptera, Chrysomelidae.